UCUCCUUGUUAUUUUAUAGUGGCUGUCUCAACCUGUGUUAGGGCAUAAAAGUUGUUUGCCAACCGCCAACAACACAAAAAUAAUAAAGAAUAAAGGGUUGCGAAGCGCAUGUGCUGUUGAGGAAAAAGUCACAUGACUGUUACGUUCCGCUUCAGAUUCCGCGAGGCAAGGCUCAAAAUAUCACCAUCCCAAAGCCUCCGUAACAUGGAAACAAGAUCACUGACUGACUGCACUUGAGUUUUAAGGGCUUCUGCCAUGAAGGUGAAAAUAAAACAGUGGAACGGUGUGGCGGCUUGGUCCUGGGUGGCCAAUGAUGACAACUGUGGUAUCUGCCGUGCACCUUUCAAUGGAUGUUGUCCCGACUGUAAGGUUCCCGGAGACGACUGCCCACUGGUCUGGGGUCAGUGCUCCCACUGCUUCCACAUGCACUGCAUCCUCAAGUGGCUGAACUCGCAACAGGUGCAGCAGCAGUGCCCCAUGUGUCGACAAGAGUGGAAGUUCAAGGAGUGAGGUCAUUGUGCGCAGCAGGUGUGCAGUGAACCGAUAUAAGGAACGGAGAACAGAGAUGUAUACGAGAGUGUGUGAAAUAUGUGGAUAUCAAGUGUAACAAGAAACCAUCUAUGUUUUUUUGUAUUUAACUUUUUUAUAUUGAAAAUAAAAUGAUGGCAUCAUUUUCAAUUCAGUGGACUGGGA
This is a messenger RNA of Engraulis encrasicolus (European anchovy), 693 nucleotides long. RefSeq names its product APC11 anaphase promoting complex subunit 11 homolog (yeast) (gene anapc11). NCBI's taxonomy places the organism in Eukaryota, Metazoa, Chordata, Actinopteri, Clupeiformes, Engraulidae. Gene Ontology annotation, biological process: positive regulation of mitotic metaphase/anaphase transition; protein ubiquitination; anaphase-promoting complex-dependent catabolic process. Bases 256 to 510 code for a protein of 84 amino acids. Gene Ontology annotation, cellular component: anaphase-promoting complex; nucleus. Gene Ontology annotation, molecular function: ubiquitin protein ligase activity; cullin family protein binding; zinc ion binding. The record is from RefSeq and is a predicted model, not a curated record. The transcript has 3 exons.